AUGAAAAUUUUUACCGUGAUUCUUGUUCUUGCUGUCAUAUCUUUUGGAAUUAUAACUCCUUCUGUUAAUGCUGAAGAUGUAAUCCGAUACAAUAUGACUCUCGGUUUCAAUAAUCAAUUAACUAGUUAUACUUGCGACUCUGGAUAUCAUUUAUGUUCAGACAGUAUAGGGAAUUGUUGUGUGAAUGGAUAUUUCUGUUGUGCAGAUGGUGAAGGUGGAUGCUGUCCAGAUGGAACAUCCUGUCAACCUGGAUACAAAUGUUCCAAAGGCGGAAUAGGCGGAUUAAGUCUUACUACUACAAUAAUAAUAAUAGUGGUAGCAGUUAUUGUGGUAUUAUUUGUAAUCUCUUGUUGUAUCAAACUAUGUAAAUCAAACGGCACACCGGCAGUCAAUGGCUCUUUAACUACCAGGGAAAAUCGACGCCCUCAGACGGCUUAA
This is a messenger RNA of Entrophospora candida, 438 nucleotides long. The record is from the annotation of a GenBank genome assembly. NCBI's taxonomy places the organism in Eukaryota, Fungi, Glomeromycota, Glomeromycetes, Entrophosporales, Entrophosporaceae.